Anastrepha obliqua is the source of this 3453-nucleotide messenger RNA. RefSeq names its product hemicentin-1. Lineage: Eukaryota; Metazoa; Arthropoda; Insecta; Diptera; Tephritidae. Gene Ontology annotation, molecular function: protein binding. The record is from RefSeq and is a predicted model, not a curated record. The transcript has 16 exons. The coding region runs from base 1 to 3453 and encodes 1150 amino acids.
AUGUCUCGUCGAUACUUCAAUUUAAAUGAGUCCAAAGACGUGGAAGAAGUUGUAAAUUUGCUGGUGGCUGAUGACGACGAUCCCACAAUGGAAGACGAAUGUGGGGAGGAAAGCGAUGUUGCUUCAGAUGACGAGGUAGAAGAACGAGGUGAAAAUUCCGAGACAGAGCAGGAUGAUGAGACCGACCUAGAUGAUGAAAAUUCUGGAGACAUACAUUUUUUUCUAGGAAAAGAUAAGAUCAAUGGUGAAAUCCUUCGAGUGCUGGUCAAUACUUCAGCGCAAAUUAAAUGCGAUGUCGGUUCCAGUUUGCCUGACGACAAAGUUUUACUGGUCGUGUGGUAUAAGAAUAAUCUUCCAAUUUAUAGUUAUGACACUCGUGGUGCGCAUGCGGGUACACCCUCACAUUGGCGAGAUGAAGAAGUACUCGAAGAUCGGGCCGUAUUUCGUACGCAUAAAGAGCCAGCUGAAUUGAUUAUUAAUCCUGUGAAGGAAAAGGACGCUGGGAAUUUUCGUUGCAGAGUUGACUUCAAGCUCUCACAGACUAGAAAUAGUAACGUCAAUUUGGAAGUUGUUGUGCCUCCACAACAGCCAACAAUUUUCAACGAACGCCACUUGCGAAUCGAAUCGCGCGCUGGUCCGUACGAGGAAGGCGGCAGUCUGGAAGUGACAUGUGUCGUUUAUGGCGGUUCGCCACCGCCCACAGUGACAUGGCUCAUGAAUGGACAAAUCCAGAAUAGCGUGGUGGAUUACUCAUACGAGGGCAAUAUCAACAGCAAAUUAGUUGUGCGAAAUUUGUCACGCAUUCACCAACAUGCUGUGUACACAUGUCAGGCGAGUAAUUUUCACAAGAAAUAUGUCGCCACCAACAUCACGAUUGAAUUGUAUUUGCGUCCAUUGCUGGUGGAAAUUUCAUUCAAUAACCAACCAAUGUCUGCUGAUCGAAAGUAUGAAAUUGAGUGCCAAGCAAUUGGCUCAAGACCGCCGGCAAAGAUCACUUGGUGGAUGGGGAAUAUGGAAUUGCAUGGGCAUAGCCAAAAGGUUUCUGAGGAUGGCAAUGUCAGCCUUUCGGUACUCAGCAUCACACCAACACGUGAGGAUCAUGGCAAAGCGUUAUCCUGUCGUGCUACGAAUGAACUGGUGCGAAAUGGCAUACGUGAAACAGCAAUGAAACUAAAUGUAUUUUUUAUACCAACACUCCAACUGGACUUGGGCUCAAAUUUGAAUCCGGAAGAUAUUGAAGAAGGCGACGAUGUUUAUUUCGAGUGUAAGGUGCAUGCCAAUCCGGCAGCUUAUAAAGUUGUAUGGAAACAUAAUAAUCAGAUAAUCCAACAUAAUCAACGUGCUGGCGUUAUUGUGAGUAGUGGCGAUUUGGCGCUUCAGGGCGUGACCCGUCACCAAGCGGGCAACUACACUUGUACGGCCUCGAAUGUGGAAGGCGAUGGUGAUAGUAAUGUUGUUGAGCUGAAAGUGAUGUACAAGCCCAUUUGCCGUCCGGACCAGAAGAAAAUCUAUGGUGUGGCGCGUAAUGAGGCCGCCGAGAUUUUAUGUGAAGUUGAUGCAUUUCCACCGCCGGAAAACUUCAAAUGGUCCUUCAAUAAUACAGCAGAGACAUUUGAUAUGCCGCAGAGUGGUUUCCGUGCACAUUCAGCGCAAGGAUCGACAUUGACCUACACGCCGGUCAAGGAAUUGGACUUCGGCACAAUCAUGUGCUGGGCUGAUAAUAAUGUUGGCCAACAAAAAGAGCCUUGCGUUUUUCAUUUAAUCGCUGCCGGCAAGCCAGAAAUUCCUGCGAAUUGUACGAUUUUUAAUCAGACAUCGGAUUCGUUGGAGGUCUAUUGUGUUGAAGGUUUCGAUGGGGGUCUACGGCAAUGGUUCCUAAUGGAAAUAUUCGAUCAGCAUAGUGGGCAGUUGCAAGCCAAUAUCUCUUCCAAAUAUCCAGUAUUGAGCGUAACUGGCCUAGAUUCUGGUCGGUUGUUCCGUAUUUUCGUUUAUGCAGUAAAUUUACGUGGACGCAGCGAGGCGGUUCAGGUCGAAGGUUACACGUUGAAGGCGGCAGAGAAGCAAACAGUCGCUCUGACCUCCUACAAGGGUACACAAUCCAGUUUCGAACUCACACCCAUACUAUCGGUGGGCAUCUUUGUCGGCAUAUUGGUGGCUUUGGUUUGUAUUGCCAUUGGAACAAUUGCAGCAUUGAAGCUGCGUUCACACAAACAACAGCAAAAAUAUCAACAUCAAAAUGCGAAGUUCUCACGACCAGGCAAUUUGCAAAUUAAGGAUAAAAUCUCAUUGCCAUUAAGUCAUUCGGAGGAAAUGUACGACGAGAAGAAUCCUGAUGUGGUGCCGUAUAAUGAAGUCGAUGGUGAAUACAAACAGAAAUCAGCAACACAAACACCAUCCGGCCAUCUGUCCACAACAAGUGAAGCGGAAAUCAGCUGUAAGCCAUCAACGGACGAGCUUGGCAUGUACCAAAGCAACAAGGACGACGAGCUACACUAUGCCGAACUCUCGCUUGCACCCGGUAGCGUUGCCAUUGGCAGCGCCAGUUCUACUGGUCUACCCAAAAAAUCCAUUUCAGUAGAUUGCAGCAGCAGCAUGUUGCUGCAAGGUGCCGGUAUAAAUACGAACAACAUGUCCGUCACAAUCGGUGGCACACUGCCGCACGGCUCCAGUGUACGCAAACUGCUACCCAGCAUACCAGCCAAUGCUGGUGCAAGCACACUGCAACGCCACAAGCCACAAGCGGCAGUGCAACAGCCACCACCACCACCAUCCUACGACUACUUCGAAGAGCCAACGAUAUACGCGCAAAUCGAUCACUACAAAUCAACAUCGACGGGGGGCACAGCAACAGCAGCGACCGCUAGCACUAAUGGUGGCUGCUCUUCGUCCGCCUCAGUGUCGCCAUUCCCGCCUUGCAUCUCGUCACCUGCCUCACAGGGUACACCCUCAACCGUAUCCCCCGGCACGGUGCAGAUGUACACUUUACCCUCACAUCCUGGCGGCUAUCAUACGCUGCCACACAACCAUCAUCACCAGCAACAGCAGCAGCAGCAACAGCAACUUAUACAACAGCAGCAACUAUCACAUCAACAACAUCAACAACAGCAACAACAACAAACACACAAUACAUCCGCCUCAUCGAUGCUGCAAAUGAUGGCAGCGGCAGCAGUUGUUCAAGGUAGCGCUGGCAAUAUUUAUCAUCAUCAUGGUACGCUGCCAAUGCCACCGACAUAUCAACAACAUCAGCAACAACAAUUACAACAACAACAAGCCACCGGUCAAAUGCUGGUAUCGAGCAAUAGCAGUGGUCUCGGCUCGGCUACGACGACAGCGGCGGUGACGAGUCCGAGCAGUUCGCUGUCUGGCCUCUCGGCCAUCGGAAAAUCGUAUUCGCGUGAAAUCGUGACGGUGCGAACGCCGUUGAUGUAUUCACAACAGGAGAGUUGCGUUUAA